AUGUUGUGUUCAGAAAUAAAGAUAAUGAAGCGUUUAAAACAUCCUCAUAUAGUGAGAUUGCUAGAUGUAUUUUAAACAAAGAAUAAUACAUAUAUAAUAACUGAAUAUUGCAAUUAAGGCGAUUUACGCCAAUUUUUGAAAAAGUGUAAAUCUUUUUCAGAAUAAAAAUGUAUAUAAAUUAUUUCUUAAAUAAUAAGUGGAUUGUAAGAAUUAUCAAAACAUGAUAUUAUACAUAGGGAUUUAAAGCCGGCUAAUAUUUUAAUUCACAAUGAUAUUUUUAAAAUCACUGAUUUUGGGUUUGCUAAAAAAUUGCUUUCUCUUGAGGACUAAUUAAUGAAUUCUUUAGUAGGAACCCCUCUUUAUAUGGCUCCUUAAAUUCUUAAUAAGAUUUAAUAUACUUCUAAGUGUGAUGUUUGGAGUACUGCUUUAAUUUUAUAUGAACUAUUAUACGGAAGAACACCUUGGCCGGCUAUGAAUGUAGUAGAUUUAGUCUAAAAAUUGAAUAAUAUUCCUUUAGUAUUCCCUUAAAAGGAUUCUUAAGUAUCUACAGUUUUAAUAAAUUUUAUGACGAAAUGUUUAUAAUUUAAAGAAAAUGAACGACUAAGUAUAAGUGAAAUCAAAAUUAAACUAAGAAAACUCCUUCUCCACAAAAGAAACUUCUUCCAUAAAAUAACAGUUAUAAGAAUUCAUGCAGUACAGAUUAUUCUCCAAAAUUAUCACAAAAUCCUAAAAAAACCAAAUAAAAAAUUUAAUAAAACAAAAAAUAGAGUUCUCCUAUUCCAAAAAAGCAAAUUGAAAACUACGAAAAUCGUUCAAAAUCAGUAUAUUAAGUAGAAAAUAAUAAAUAAUUAUAAGAAAAUUCAAGCGAUUUUUCCCUUAAAUAAAGACCUUCAAAUUAUACGCCUAAAAAGCAAUACUUUUCCAGUAUAAAAAAUAAUUAAAGUAACUUAAAUAAUAAUAAUCUUAUUAAAACUCCUUCUCUUUUAAAUAAAUAAACGAAUUUAAAUGCACUUAAUAAAACAGAUUUUUUUACCGAAAAAAAAUUCCAACAAAGUAAUUUAUAAGUAUUAUCUGGAUUCAAAAUCGAGUCUAUGUCAAAUAAUAAUUCGUAAAAUAAUAAUUCAUAUUCAAAUUAAAAUAUAAUAUAGAAUAAAUAUUAUAGUACUCAUAAUAUUUUAAAAAUAAAUUUAUUAAUGA
Molecule: messenger RNA, 1197 nt
Organism: Ichthyophthirius multifiliis
Lineage: Eukaryota; Ciliophora; Oligohymenophorea; Hymenostomatida
Product: protein kinase domain protein
Exons: 3
Biological process (GO): autophagosome organization; peptidyl-serine phosphorylation; autophagy
Cellular component (GO): autophagosome; cytoplasm
Molecular function (GO): protein serine/threonine kinase activity; ATP binding
Source: RefSeq, a predicted model, not a curated record